Molecule: messenger RNA, 2234 nt
Organism: Saccostrea cuccullata (small rock oyster)
Lineage: Eukaryota; Metazoa; Mollusca; Bivalvia; Ostreida; Ostreidae
Exons: 2
Coding region: 292-1947 (551 amino acids)
Biological process (GO): protein monoubiquitination
Molecular function (GO): ubiquitin protein ligase activity; zinc ion binding
Source: RefSeq, a predicted model, not a curated record
UCACAAGAAACACCAACAGGCAUAUUUUAUACUGACUGGUAUUUUAAAUACUAGUAAUGUGUAUCUCAUACGUUGUACAUAUGUACAACAAGCUCAAAGUCCAUUUAUACAAUACUAUCAAGAGAAGAACAUUUGAGGCGGGCCUUUACAGAAAAAAAACCAUUAGGAGUUUGAUCAGGUGCAAUUGAGUAGUAUUCAUCCCCUGUCGACCGGCCACACCCACCGUGUACUCCUUGUCACGAUCGGGUAAAGUGAUUUGAGUAAAAUUUUAAAGUAGAAGACGUAGUCACAAUGGCCAGCAAUGUCACCAGAGCGCAGGAGAUCAUUCUCUGUCACCUGUGUGAUGCGAGAGCCGCUGCACUUCACUGUAAUUCAUGUCAGGUCAACUUAUGUGAGGAGUGCGUAGGGAAACAUUAUCUGACGUCAUCGUCUUCUGCACAUGAGGUUGUUAAAUACAAAGACAGGAAGUUCCAUCUUAUUUUCACAAACUGCGAGUCUCACAAAAAUGAAAAAUGUACCGUGCAUUGUGAAAAUUGUGAUAAACCGAUUUGUAUAAAAUGUGUGACAGGGGUCCAUAAAGGACACGAGGCUUCCGAUCUCUCGGAAAUAAUUGAAUCAAAAAAGCGCCAGAUCGAGGAAAACACUACUCAUCUUGAAAAUCUAAAUCUUCAGUUUGACCAAGCCGAUGCAAGGAUCUCAACAAAUUUGGCAGAUUUUAUUUCAAGAUGUGAUGAUUUGCAAAUAGCCGUUGACAAAUGUGGAAAAGAGUGGCAUCGCAUCGCCGAUGAAAUCGUCGAUAAAAAUAAAAAAGACAUCGCCAAGAUGAAAGAAGAAGGAAUUCGAGAAAUAAGAGGUUACCAAGACGAAAACAAGAACACACAGCAAUCAUUAAUGGAAGCAGUUAGACAGAAUCGAAAGAUUAUUCAGUCUGUUGAUGCAGAUGAGAUCAAGCAAUACAAAUACGAGGAAGGGGAAUUGUGUCAAAGGGGACCUUUAGAAUUUGAUAUAACUCAACCAUCCUUUGUCCCCGGUCAGGUCAAUUUUUCCGAACUACUUGAAAAUUUUGGGAAACUUCACUUUACCAAAAUAUCAACGCCAAUGUCUAAUACUGCAGCAUCCCAUACCACCGCAACCAUAGAAAAAAUGCUAGACGAAGUUAUUAAAAUCGCUAAAUUUAAGACUAAUGACAAUCUUAGGCAUCUUUAUUGUAUUGGUACAGAGGAAGUUUGGGUAAGUUACGAUAAAAAGGCGAGGAUCGAAUGUAUGAACAUACAUGGAUCAGUCAUGAAGUCUUGUAUUUCAACUUGUAUGGACUGGAGUGGUUACCCAAGUGGCAUUUCGGUUACAAGAAAAGGAGAACUAGUGUAUACAGAUAAAAGGAGUAGAACUGUUAAUGCUUACCGAGAUGGAAGACAUAUUUUUCUCAUCAUGGUAGGACAGGGAUGGCAACCGAUGGCAGUGUGUUAUACAAAACUGGAGGAAUUACUUGUCUCUUUGAAAUCGGUUGAUGAUAGUGCGUGUAAAAUUGUCCGUUACAAAGAACAAACAAUCAUUCAAGAAAUAAUCAAGGAUAAUCAAGGCGAUCCGUUAUAUAAAGGAGGAAAUAAGAUGCUCUAUGUGACGGAAAACAUUAACAGUGAUGUCGUUGCUUCUGAUUGCAACGCCCAAAUCGUUGUCGUAGUUAACAGUGCAGGUACAUUGCGAUAUUAUUAUAAAGGACACAAGUCCAUCAAGGGUAAAUUUACUCCUGGCUCCAUUGUCACUGAUUCAGGAGGUCGUAUCUUGGUGGAAGAUGAUGGGAGUAAUUGUAUCCAAAUCACUGAUCAGGAUGGACAGUACCUAAGACAUCUGAAUUAUUGCGGCAUACUGAGCUUGGACACACUCGGGCGACUGUGGGUGGGGAAGUUUAUUGGUAACAAAGUGAAUGUGAUCAAAUAUACAAAAUAAUAAGAAGGAAGAUACAUGCAUUUGAUAUAUUGUAGUACUAGUCUUUAUCCCGAGCUAUUAGUAUUUAUAUCGUUUAUAUUGGGUACAAAUACAUUUUUCUCCUUCAUUUGAUCUAAGCGCAAAACAGUAAAAUGUGAAGUUUUGACAAAACACUUUAAGGUAAAAUUUUCAUCCCAGAAAACUGUUUUAAGUUUUCGAAUUGACAAGGUAUCUAAAUCAGAUGACUGUUUAAAUGUUUAUCAUUCAUGCAUUUCUUCGUGUGCCCAUGAUGAAUAUGAUUGUAUCAU